Eruca vesicaria subsp. sativa (arugula) is the source of this 852-nucleotide messenger RNA. NCBI's taxonomy places the organism in Eukaryota, Viridiplantae, Streptophyta, Magnoliopsida, Brassicales, Brassicaceae. The record is from the annotation of a GenBank genome assembly.
AUGACAGCUCCAAAAUCUGCUUUCACUUCAACAGGAGGAUUAGAGAUUAUGCAAGCAGUCCUCACAACCACGGUUCGAGCGGUCAGCGCUACACCUGUAUGUGGACAGAUACUGGUUAUGGCGAACCCCUGGUUCCCUCCACACAAUGCUUCCGUCCUGUCUCCUCAGCAAUUAACCUCUGGUGCCAGCCUCCUUCCUGACCCCCCUGUUCCACCUGACCCCCCUGAUCCAACUAACCCUUUAUCCCUUGCUCGUUUUCCCCCUCUCAACUCUCUUUCUCCUAAAUCCCUCCGGACUCCUUCGCAAACUGCCAAACCUUCUCGGCCUGCUUUGAAGUCUUCCAUUCCUUUAACUGCUACUGGUGUUGCUUCUGCUGGAUCAGUCUCUGAUUCCACUGUGUUCUCCGGCUCCAAAAUUUCCAGAUCUGGAAACACUGUUUCAAAUACCUUUGAAAACUUUAAGAUCCUUCCUCCCAAAAAUUCCUCUCCAAUCCAAACUAAUAGGGCUCUUAGUUCUAGUCCUAUAAACCCUCUAAUCAAAAACACCAUUCCUUCUCCAAACUUCUCCCCUAUUCCUCCAACUAGGAUAAACCCUACUCUUGGUUCUGAGCAAAACCUUCCUUCUGCAAUUUUGCCGAACCCUACUGUUAAAAACCCCACUGCCCAAACCCCUAUAAUCAAAAAUCCCAUCUCUGUUCAAAACCCAAACCCUAACCCUCUCUCUUUUGCCUCCUCCUCUUUUAAACCUCACCCUUUAUCCAUCUCUUCCUCCUCUUUUGUUAACCCCUUCUCUAACUCGUUCUCUGCUUUGGUUCCUGAUGGUUCUCUUCACCAUGAAGAGACCAUAGACUAA